Molecule: messenger RNA, 1661 nt
Organism: Drosophila bipectinata
Lineage: Eukaryota; Metazoa; Arthropoda; Insecta; Diptera; Drosophilidae
Gene: Upf3
Product: UPF3 regulator of nonsense mediated mRNA decay
Biological process (GO): nuclear-transcribed mRNA catabolic process, nonsense-mediated decay; positive regulation of translation
Cellular component (GO): cytoplasm; nucleolus
Molecular function (GO): mRNA binding
Source: RefSeq, a predicted model, not a curated record
UCCGAGUGUAUGUUGUCAUCACUAGGCGGUGCGUUCCACAUAUUGUGUUUUGUUUGGAUUUUUAAAGAAACAUGUCAGAUGUUGUGGCUGAGGAAAAGCCGAAAGGCUCCAAUCCUGAUAAACCGAAGACAAGUCGGCGCCGGGAUAAGAAAGACAAGGCCAAUCAAAUAAUAAAGAUUGUUGUGAGGCAUUUACCGCCAACUAUGACGGAAACUGAGUUUCUGGAGCAGGUUGGUCCUCUGCCGGAUAAUGAGUACUACUACUUCUGCCCGGCGGACUGGUCUCUAGGCCAGGAGGCCACCUGUCGCGCCUACAUAGAUAUGAGCCUCAAAGAUAUCAGCGAUGUGCUGCAGUUCCGGGACCGAUUCGACGGAUACGUUUUUUUGGACAACAAGGGCUCCGAGUACAUGGCAAUCGUGGAAUACGCCCCCUUUCAGAGCUUCCUGAAGAACAAAGCGCGCAACGAUGAUGCGAAGGUUAAUACCAUCGAGAGCGAGCCCCACUACCAGGAGUUCAUCCAACGUCUGGCCGAUGAAAGGGAAGAAGCAAGUCGUCUUGGCGACGUCAAGAUCGAUUUCAAUUUUGAACGGCGCUUGGAUGAGAAUUGCAAAUCUACACCCCUGCUCCAGUAUCUUGCCAAUAAAAAGGAAAAGCGACGUGAAGAGGCGCGCAAGCGGAACGAGGAAAAAAGGAAGCAGCGCGAGGAGCAGAAGCAGCUCCGCCAAGGGGAGCAAGGCGAGGCCAGCAAAUCCAAGGAAGUCAAGGAAACCGGGGCUGGUGGUGACAACAAGAAGUCCGUUAAGAAAGAGACCAAGGAUCCUCAGACCCCAGCUCAAGGGGCAGAGACCGGCAAAGCUUCUCGCUCCAAGCGACGUACUGAGCGUGAUCAAAGGCGCCGGGAAGAGCACGAGUUGCGGAAGCAGGCUCGUGAGCGUGACUUCAAGGACAAGAAAGAUAAAAAGCCGGAUCGCCAGGAUAAACCUGAGAAGGAGAAAGGGCCAAACGGCAAGCAAGGAAAAAAGCAGCCCAAGGAUCUCUCUAAGACUGACAAAGAUAUUGUUAUACUUAAAAAGGAAGCUAAACCGGACACUACAGAUUUGCCAUCGACCUCAAAGGAAAGUACUGUCGAACAAUCAACCGAAAAUAGUGAAGUCGCUGAUUCUGUCAAGAAAUUUAUUCAAGCUGCCGGCAGCAUUGCGGACAAGGAGGAAACUCCUGUGGCUCAAGAGCCUACGGGUAACUCUAAAAAAGUUAAAGAAGAUCCUGCCAAAAGUAAUAACUUCCGGUCUUCAGAGGAGCGCCGUAUCCGCAAUAAGGAUCGUCCAGCGCGAGCUAUUUACCAGCCAAAAGCGCGCCUACAAACCGGAUCAGAUGAAUCGCGGCAAAAUGCUACUAAGGAUGCUUCCGAAGGUGAGGGAGAUGGGCCAGACGAGAGAACUUACAAAAAGAACAGGCGUGCCGGGCGGCGGCACAAACAAAAACCCCAGGAAAAUAAGGAAAGCCAGGCCGAUGACGGCCGGCGUUUGUCCAAAUCCUCUGAAAGCAGUCACAGUGCACAUUCGGCCAGCCUCGCCAAAUAGGCGAAUAAAUGUACUUUUAUUAUUAAAUAAAUGUUACAAUCUGAAUAUUGCGAGUCCAGUCAAUAGAACUCAUCCUCCAAA